Molecule: messenger RNA, 1635 nt
Organism: Zingiber officinale
Lineage: Eukaryota; Viridiplantae; Streptophyta; Magnoliopsida; Zingiberales; Zingiberaceae
Product: transcription factor AS1-like
Exons: 2
Coding region: 434-1453 (339 amino acids)
Source: RefSeq, a predicted model, not a curated record
GCCUUCUUCCUUUUGCUUCCCCCUACCCCCUUCACCUUCCCUUCCACUAUAUUUUCACCCUACGUGCCUCCUUCUGCUCAAUUGGUGAACAUUCAUUAAUUUUCAUCAUCCACAUCUCUGUUUUUGUUCUCACUGCCACCGGAAGACCGUCAUAACCCUUCGGCGAUUCCUGUUCUCUCAAUAUUUCGUCUCUGGUGUGUGUUUGUUCUAUUCCUUUUACCUGCCUUGUGCCAUCCAUUUAAUUGUCAAACCAGGAAGAAUAUUUACUCGCAUAGAAAUUUUAUCAAACAAAUCCACCAAAAAGUCUAGCGAAUCCUGCGUCUUUUCAUUGUGAUUGGCUACUUAAAAUCGGAAUUUGAAAAAAAAAGAAGUAAUUAAUACUUGGCAGAGAAAGUUAUGAGGUGUCCGGCGAGAUGGCAACGGGCGUCAGCAAAUGAAGGAUAGGCAGCGGUGGAAAGCCGAGGAGGACGCCAUAUUGUGUACGUACGGGAACCAGUAUGGGCCCAGGGAGUGGCACCUCGUCGCCCAGCGCAUGAACGUUGCCCUUGACAGGGACGCCAAAUCCUGUUGGGAGCGGUGGAAGAACUACCUCAAUCCUGGCAUCAAGAAAGGGUCGUUGACAGAGGAGGAGAAGCGCCUGGUCAUCCGCCUGCUGGCCAAGCACGGCAACAAGUGGAAGACGAUCGCCGCUGAGAUCCCCGGGCGCACAGCGAAGCGGCUUGGCAAGUGGUGGGAGGUGUUCCAGGAGAAGCAGCAAAGGGUGCAGCGGGAGAGCGCGAAGUCCGCCGCCUCCCCAGCCGAGCCCGGUAAGUACGACCGGAUCCUCGAGAGCUUCGCGGAGAAGCUGGUCAAAGAGGAUCACAUCGUGCCGCUGCUAAUGACCACGCCGUUCCUCCCGCCGUGGCUCUCGAACAAUGGCGCGGCCGGUGGCUACAGAUCACCCCCUUUACAGUCGCCGUCUGUUACUCUGACGCUAUCGCCGUCUGUUGCCCCUCCUCCCAGGCCAUGGCUUCAGACUGAGAGGGGAGCAGAAGGUGGCUUGGGUUUGGGUAACUCGCAGCAAGGCAUCGACGGACGCCAUAUCUUGCCGGAGCUGGUAGAGUGUUGCCGGGAGUUGGAGGAAGGGCACGUGGCGUGGAUGGAGCACAAAAAGGAGGCAGCUUGGAGGUUGAAGCGGCUGGAGCUGCAGUUGGAAUCGGAGAAGGCGGGCAAAAGGAGGGAGAUGAUGGAGGAGAUCGAGGCGAAGGUGCGGGCGCUGAGGGAGGAGCAGAAGGUGGCGCUGGAGAGGAUCGAGGUAGAGUACAAGGAGCAGAUUGCCGGGCUGAGGAAGGACGCUGAGGCAAAAGAGCAGAAAUUAGCAGACCAGUGGGCCGCAAAGCAUAUGCGGCUGAGCAAGUUUCUGAAGCAGCUGGGCGGCCGCCAGUGGCUGCUGGCGGAGAUGAACGGUCGGUGAAGAGAAAAACAUACCGGCUUUACUUUCGUACGGGUGUAUUAAUUGCUCGCGCAUUCUCUUCCACAUAGAGCGAAGCCCAAUUCUAUCUUCUGAAGAAGUGUUGCUGAUGAAUCAUGAAUGCUAUACUACUCUUUUGCUUCAUGAUUAGAACAAGGAAAUCUUUCGCCUCAUCAAUCUCUUAA